This is a messenger RNA of Penaeus chinensis, 2197 nucleotides long. RefSeq names its product integrator complex subunit 9-like (gene IntS9). Gene Ontology annotation, biological process: snRNA processing. NCBI's taxonomy places the organism in Eukaryota, Metazoa, Arthropoda, Malacostraca, Decapoda, Penaeidae. Bases 104 to 2029 code for a protein of 641 amino acids. Gene Ontology annotation, cellular component: integrator complex. The record is from RefSeq and is a predicted model, not a curated record. The transcript has 14 exons.
AACCGACCGACGCUUGACGUUCGGUUGUUGUGGCGGAGGAGAAGGACGGUUUUGAUAAUAAAUUGCGCUUUAAAUUAAGGUUUAUUCUGUUUAAACGUCAGAAAUGAAGCUGUACUGCUUAAGCGGACACCCCAACAAGCCCUGCAAUGUGGUGACCUUCAAGAGCGUUACCUUGAUGUUGGACUGUGGCUUGGACAUGAGCAGCGUGAGCCACUUUCUCCCGCUGCCUCUUGUAGCGUCACAUCGCCUAGGCAGCCUCAGCACCUGGGUUCCACGGGAUGCUGACUCACAGCUUGAAGGGGAACUACGGGAGUGCAUGAGCAGAAUAUUUGUAGACUCUCCGCCUGAAAUUGGUCCUCCUACGUCCGGUCUUAUGGACUUUGCGGAAGUGGAUGCAAUUUUGGUGUCAAACUAUCUGAGUAUGUUGGCCCUUCCCUUCAUCACCAACGGCACAGGAUUCAAAGGAGUGGUGCUCAUGACAGAACCAACAAUGCAGGUUGGAAGAAUAUUUAUGGAGGAACUGGUUGAAUACAUUGAGAGGACCCCAAAAGCCAGACAUGCAUAUAGAUGGAAACAUUACUUGCGGUCUCUCCCUCAACCACUCUGUGAUGUCAAAGGUCCCAAGACCUGGCAGCAGGCUUAUUCCUUGAAGGACAUUAAUGCUGCCCUUUCUCAUGUACAAAUUGUGGCUUAUAAUGAAAAGAUUGAUAUUUGUGGAGCACUAAAGGUGACAGCAGUUAGUUCUGGCUUUUGCCUGGGGAGCUGUAACUGGCUUAUAAGUUCUGAUCAUGAAAAGUUAGCUUACCUCAGUGGCUCCUCAACUCUGACUACUCAUCCUCGACCGAUUGAUCAGACGUCACUCAAAAAUGCCGAUGUGCUUAUUAUGACGGCCCUGAAUCACACACCCAUGUUCAACCCAGAUUCCAUGCUGGGAGAGUUUUGUGUUGCUGUGGCUCAAACUGUACGGAGUGGUGGUAACGCCUUGGUUCCAUGCUAUCCUAGUGGAGUUGUCUACGAUCUUUUUGAGUGCUUAUCAAACCACCUCGAUAACCUGGGACUUUCGCUGAUCCCCAUGUAUUUUGUCUCUCCCAUGGCUGAAAGCUCGCUAGCCUACUCCAACAUCUUUUCAGAGUGGCUAUCGUCUAGUAAACAAGGGAAAGUUUACAACAUGGACGACCCCUUCCCACACGCGCACCUCACUCGCACAGGCAGACUUAAACCAUUCAAGAGUCUUCAUGCUGAAGGUUUCAGUAGUGAGUACAGACAGCCAUGUAUUGUAUUCUGUGGACAUCCAAGCUUAAGGUUUGGAGAUGCUGUGCACUUUAUAGAAAUGUGGGGGAAUAACCCACAAAAUGCCGUCUUGUUUACCGAGCCUGAGUUUGAUUUUGCGGAAGCCCUUGCCCCCUUCCAGCCACUAGCCAUGCGACCAGUCUACUGCCCAAUCGACACCAGUCUCAACUUUACUCAGGCAAGAAAAUUAAUAAGUGAGCUAAAGCCAGGGAAGCUUGUUGUGCCGGAGAUGUAUCUGCGGCCACCUCCGAGCGCCCCACACCGCACAGACCUCACUCUAAAUCUCGAGGAGACCCCAUUGACGUACAGUGAGUGCCAAGUCCUGGACCUUGGAAUCCACAGAAGACUUGAGAGUGUGAAGCUGGCCCCUGGUCUGGCUCUGGCUCUCAACCUGAGCAACAUCCGACCUGGCCUCAGCACGGCCACCAUAUCUGCAGGAUUGCACGUCCAGGACAACAAAUAUGUGUUAAAGCCUUUAGAGGAUGAAGACACCAUCAGUAAGUUGCCUAACAGUUACCCGUAUGGAAACCUGUCUGUCGAUGACUUGGUCCAGAGACUUGCACAGGCAGGUUUGACAGAUGCGAGAGUAGAAGAGUUGCCCGGAGUUUGCAUUAUUACUUUGGAAAAUGAAGAUGUAAUAAUCAAGAUCAGUGACGCCUCAACACACAUUAUAUGCAGCAACACUAAAUUACGCGAGAAGUUACGGGACAUCCUGUUGGAGUGUCUUAGCUCCUUUUAAAGCCCAGUGGUACCUAGAAUUAAAUUUCACAGAACAAGCAGUAUAUUAUUAUUUACCAUUUUAUGAGACUGAUAAGUGAUGAGCUCUAAUCAGAUUGCAAAGAUGAUAAUAUCAGUAGUCUCAAAGUUUGAAUUGUUACUUUUUGUAACUGAAUAAAUGACAACUUGA